This is a messenger RNA of Eruca vesicaria subsp. sativa (arugula), 3096 nucleotides long. The record is from the annotation of a GenBank genome assembly. NCBI's taxonomy places the organism in Eukaryota, Viridiplantae, Streptophyta, Magnoliopsida, Brassicales, Brassicaceae.
AUGGGUCCUCUUGUUGGAGAGACCGAACUUCGCGAAGCACUCCUCCAAGCCGGAAACGAUCUCCUCAACACUCAUUCCUCUACUGAUGCCAUCUUUGACAUUCUCAAUAAAGUUGAGUCUCUGCUCCUAGCUGUUGAUCAAGAUCCUAUUGUAGAAUUGAAAAACGCCUUGAAACCAUCGAUGCAAGCUUUGGUAUCUGUUGAUCUCUUGAGAAACCCUGAUUCUGAUGUUAGGGUUUACGUCGUCUCCUGCUUAACCGAAAUCAUGAGGAUUACUGCUCCAGAGGCCCCUUAUGACGAUGACCAAAUGAAGGAGGUCUUUGAGGUGACAGUAGAGGCCUUUGGAAAACUUGCGGAUGCUUCCUGUAAUAGUUAUAAGAAAGCUGAGGCCGUGCUUGAUACUGUUGCUAAAGUCAGAUCAUCCUUGGUGAUGUUGGACUUGGAGUGUGAUGACCUUAUUCUUGAGAUGUUUCGGCAGUUCUUGAAAAUCAUAAGAUUGACCCCGGAUUGUCCUCAACCGGUACUUCUUUCAAUGGAAAUGAUAAUGGUCACAGUUAUAGAUGAAAGUGAAGAAGUAUCCAUGGAUUUGCUCGAGAUUCUCUUGGGUCCUGUCAAAAAACAGAGCCUGGAUAUUUCACCAGUGGCUUCGAGGCUUGUGGAGAAGGUUCUCAUUAGUUGCGCCUGUAAGCUUCAACCGGACAUCAUGGAAGCUUUGAAGUCCACAGGGACUAGCUUGGAGAUGUAUUCUCCAGUAGUUUCGUCAAUAUGCCAAACCGGAGCUGCCACUGCUGAAGCACACAUUGUUGGUAACCUCAAAGAAACUGAGGGAGAAGAAAAGAUAUCACAAGAACAAGUACUUCCAAGUGAUUCAUUGCAGGCAAAACUGGAUUUGGGACUUUCUCCCAAGGGGAUUAGGUCCAAGAGAACUGCAAGAGGUGGAGCUCGCGCCAAUGGAGAUGACAAUGUAAAAAAUGGUAACGGUUUGAAACAACUUUUGAAGCAAGGGCAAUCUGAAAGUACAGACGGAGAGACUGAAUCAGGGUCUACUAGGAAGAGGAAACCUAAUUCUCUGAUAAAUCCUGAGGAAGGCUAUUCAUUCAAGACGUCAUCAAGCAAAAAGAAGGUGCAUGAAAAAGAACUUGGGGUUUCGUCGCUUGGAAAGGUGGCUGCCAAGAAAACAUCUUUGCCAAGUAAAGUUGGUCAAACGAGUCAGUCAGUUGUUAUAUCUCUCUCACCCUCUAGUAAGGCUAGGAAGGGGUCGCGUAAACGAAGCAGGAGUAAGAUGGAAGAGACAGAUCUUGAUGCAAGUUCUUUAGCUACACCAGCAUCAAAGAAACAGACUGUGAAGAAAGAUGAUCCUGAAGCAAAAGAAGAUUUAAUGGAAACUGGCCUUGAAAAGCCUGAAGAGAGCACUAAGACUGCAAAGUCGAGUAAAAUGGAGAAAGCACAGAAGGGUUCAGCAUCAAAGACACAGACUGUGAAGAAAGAUGAUCUAGAAGAUAGCACUAAGACUGCAAAGUCAAGUAAAAUGGAGAAGUCACAGAAGGAUUCAGCGAAAACAACUGCCAAGAAGCCACUAGCAGAAUCUAAAAAGGAGAAAGUACAGAAAGGUUCAGCGAAAACAGCUGCAAAAAAACCACUUGCAGAAUCUAAAAAGGAGAAAGCACAGAAGACUUCAGCGAAAACGGCUGCAAAGAAGCCUCUUGUAGAAUCUAAAAAGGAGACAGGACAGAAUGGUUCAGCCAAAACAUCUGCAAAGAAGCCACUUGCAAAAUCUAGAAAGGAGACAGGGCAGAAUGGUUUAGCGAAAACAUCUGCCAAGAAGCCUUCUGAAAAAUCAGUCCACUCAGGUGCCAAGAAAAAGAAUUCAGAAGGUGCAAGCAUGGCCGAGUCAUCAGAGAGCAAGAAGAAGAGUUCUCGUGCAAUGACGCCUUCGAAAAAAGAAUCUGAACAAUCCCUCAAGAGGAAACGGACAGCUGUAGAGGAAGUGGAGUCCAGUAAGAGUGAGCAUGGUGAGGAAUUGGUUGGUAAGAGAGUUAAAGUCUGGUGGCCACUUGACAAGACGUUUUAUGAUGGCGUCAUAAAGUCCUAUAAUAGUCUGAAGAAGAUGCAUGAGGUGUCUUAUUCGGAUGGGGAUUCUGAAGAGCUUAAUCUUAAAAAAGAACGUUGGGAGAUAAUCAGUGAGGAAAAGGAGGAGAUUGAUCUACCUGAUUCUACUCCUUUAUCUGACAUAAGAAGGCAUAAAGCCAAGAAAAGGAAAACUGCGUCUAUGAAAGUGGAGCUAAAAAGUUCUUCAGACGUCAGAUCCUCGAAGAAGAAAGACCUUGUAACGAACUCAACAAAGCAAGGGAAAAUAACCAAAGAGGCGGUGAAGGGCGGAAGCAAUGAACCAGAAAGGAAGGAAGAGAUAAAUCUAGAAAUCCCAAAAGAAUGUGAUGACAAGGAAGAAUCUGAAACCAAGUGUAAAGACAUUCUUAAAAUCGAGGAAGAGUCAAAUGCAGAGUCUGGAUGUAAGAGAGAUCAUCAAGAACCGCCUGAGGAAUCUAAUGCAGAAGCCAAGUCUGAUGGAGAAGAGAUAAAGUCUGCAAAUACGUCAACUGCAGAACCCGAUACUGAUGGAAAAGAGCAGGAGGUAGAGAAAGAGGCAACCGCAGAACCCAAAACUGAUGGAGAAGAGCCAGAGUCAGUGAAAGAGCCAAAUGAAGAACCUGAAACUGAGGUACAAGUGCGAGAAGAGCCAACUACAGACACAAAAUUGAUUGAGGAGGAUAUUUCUGAGGAGAAGGAGACUGGUAAAGUCGAAAAUGAAGCUGAAGAAGAGGAACAGAAAAUAGUUGAGGAUCAGGGAGAAGAGGCUGAUAAAGCAGAAGGUGUUACUAUUUUUGUUACAGGUUGAUCGAUGAACAAAGCAUAUGGUUAGUGAAGCUGCUUGUUUCAGAGACGUAGUGCUAUUGUUAGUAGAGUCUUCUGACAUAUAUAUUUCUCAUCAUGGAACCAGUUUGGUCUAUUGUAACAUAUAUUGAAACAUACAUUAAGACAUGUAUGCCUUGCUAUUUGCUAUCAUUCUAACACACAUUGAUACUAUGUGUAGAAGGGG